AUGGCGCUCGCCUACCAAUCACGUCUCUGGCUCUGUACCAAGCUUGUGCUCAUGAUAUCCCUGUUCGGCUUGUCCAGUGCCAAAUCACGCACGACAUCUUUUGCUGCCAGAAUCGAGAGGUUCCGCGUCACGGCAUCAAUUCGUCGAGUUGUAAUCUGGCACCAGACGCGAUACAACUUCCCCAGUGGCGCAAAUGUCGGCGUGACCAUUCUGGGCUGUACACUCUUCUCGCGAGUGGUUCCUGAACAGGCAAGGGAAGUGGUAGAUCGCUUUGUCGACUUGAAAGACAUCAUUGAGUGGGACGUGGAAGACCAUACUGAGCGUCACCAAGCGGACGUGCAGUGGUUAAAUCAUGAGGUCGAGAAAAUCAGCGAGGCAGAUCCCGAACCCUUCGGUAGACAGAAGAACCAAGAAUCCAAGAUACGAAAAGAGCACUGUCGAUUCGGGGUUUAUGACAGACCUCAGCGGUCAGAUAUGUUGGAAAAGGUCGACUGGGAAGUUGUGGGCAUUUGGCCACACGCAUUACAGUGUCGAUUUCAAAGAUGA
Molecule: messenger RNA, 546 nt
Organism: Letharia columbiana
Lineage: Eukaryota; Fungi; Ascomycota; Lecanoromycetes; Lecanorales; Parmeliaceae
Exons: 1
Coding region: 1-546 (181 amino acids)
Source: RefSeq, a predicted model, not a curated record